UUUUCACGUAUCACGCACUUAUAUUUGAGCCCGAAUCACGUGUCACGCGUAACCCCGGUUGUGUACGAAGGAUGUAUUUGCAGGCAGUUUGAUCAAUAGCAAACCAGAAUGCGGAGUCUAGUGAGAUGGACUGAAGCAUUUAUAAUCUAAAAUACCAAAUCAUCACUCGUUAGUCUUCGGACGUCUCUGUGAUUUUCAUGCAUCUUUGGCGCCCAAGAAGAUGAGGUUUCGUCGUCGUCGUCGCUUUGUUUUUGCUGUGACAGGACUCGCCAUGAUGUUGUCGUGGGUUUUAUAUAUUAACAAACAUUCUGAUAGAUUUAAAGGAAAUUCAUUCUAUUCUGUGAGUAAUGAACCUAUUUGGAUUGCCACAGAAGAACCCGUGGACCUUUACGCAGGAAAAAUACGGCGCCAGCUUAUUAUGACAACAACACUAAACGACUCAACUAUUGUUCAAUUGAGCGCGUGUAGACUACCGAGUCUUGAUCCAUUCCACCCUAGUUUAAAAUCCCUUAUUCAAGAGCUUGAUCCUCUUGAUUGUGGAAAACUACAUUCGAGUUUUGAGAAGAGUAUUCUUCACGUAAAGGGAGAGGACGUAGUUUCAGUAAAAUACCGAAUCAUUAGUCGACCCGAGAUGCAUGAUUUCGGCGUGAAGCUUUCAGACCCUGUUGAAAUCGAAAACAUCUACAAGGUCGAGGAACCGUCAAAUCUCUAUCCCAUAAGGCCAGGGGAUACUGGCUGUAUAAUGCACAAAGAGAGUGAAAAAUGUCUACACCCAUUGGGAGGUCAAGACAUACCUAGUGAUGGUGAAAGAGCAGUCCUUCAUUCUGACUGUGGUCUUAGCCGUUUACACUUCAAGAUGACGUCAUCUGGGGUCCUUAGGCAUGUUCCUAGUGGACUUUGUCUACAUGUGAAUACAGCAAAUGCUAGCAACCAUGUUACUUUUGAACCCAAAUGCUCAUCAAAGUUUAAGGAUUUGAAUGGCAAAGUCCGAGUCGCCAAAAGUCAACUCUGCUUACAACCAAGAAACGAAUCGCCUGAAAAUAACGACUUCCUUGAAGCUGGAAAAAAUUGCACGCAUAACUUUUAUUUUUACAAAGUAAAAGGUAUAGUUCAAGCUUGUUUAAAUUGA
This is a messenger RNA of Actinia tenebrosa (Australian red waratah sea anemone), 1129 nucleotides long. RefSeq lists its product as uncharacterized. NCBI's taxonomy places the organism in Eukaryota, Metazoa, Cnidaria, Anthozoa, Actiniaria, Actiniidae. The record is from RefSeq and is a predicted model, not a curated record.